UUUUUAGCUAUAAUUAUCUUGAGUUUCAGUAAAAGGCAAAAAUAUAUAUUUUUCUCAUUCAGCUGAUGACAACUUUUUUGGCAAUUAUUGGCAUCCAUGAAUUAAUUCUAUAAUAUUGUGAUUGUGAUAGUAAGAUUAAGACUGAGUCUGUGAGUCUGAAUCAAAGGACCGAGGGUCGAACUUGAAUUCAGAAUCCGAAUCUGUGAUAGUCUUAUCCAAGUUUACAGUUUUGAAUUUGGGGUUUCUGUUUCUGUGUCAUACUUAUGAGUUGUUUAUAAUUUCUUGUGUUUCUUCAGCAUUUUAUAACACACAAUCAUGCCGUGUGAAAUGAUUACAUUACAGCUUGGCCAGUGCGGCAAUCAAAUUGGAUUUGAGUUUUGGAAGAAACUUUGUGCAGAACAUGGUAUCAAUCCUGAAGGUAUCCUUGAAGAAUAUGCAACUGAUGGAGUAGAUAGGAAAGACGUGUUCUUUUACCAGGCAGAUGAUGAUCAUUACAUUCCACGAGCCGUUCUCCUUGAUUUAGAGCCUCGAGUGAUUCAUACAAUUAUGAACUCACCAUAUGCCAAGCUUUACAAUCCAGAGAACGUGUACCUGUCAAAACAUGGUGGAGGGGCAGGAAACAAUUGGGCCUCGGGUUACAGCCAGGGCGAGCGUCUUCAUGAGGAGAUCUUCGAUAUAAUAGACAGAGAAGCUGAUGGCAGUGACAGCCUAGAGGGCUUUGUUCUGUGUCACUCUAUUGCUGGAGGAACGGGGUCUGGUAUGGGUUCUUACUUGCUCGAGAGAUUGACUGAUCGAUACCCAAAAAAGUUAGUGGAGACCUACAGUGUGUUUCCAAAUCAAGAUGAAAUCAGUGAUGUGGUGGUGCAGCCAUACAACUCGCUGCUGACUCUAAAACGCCUCACGAAGAGUGCGGACUGUGUCGUAGUGUUGGACAAUACAGCUCUCAAUCGGAUAGCUACAGACCGGCUUCACAUCCAGAACCCUUCCUUCACCCAGAUCAACUCUCUGGUGUCCACGAUAAUGUCUGUCAGUACUACAACUCUCAGGUAUCCAUCGUACAUGAACAAUGACUUGAUUGGCUUGAUCGGCCCCCUGAUACCGACCCCUAGACUCCAUUUUUUGAUGACCGGGUACACACCCCUCACCAGUGACCAUGAGGCAACUUCAGUGAGGAAGACCACAGUACUGGAUGUGAUGAGAAGGCUGCUCCAGCCGAAGAACAUGAUGGUGUCUACAGCCCAUGACAGAAACGCAGCACACUGUUACCUUUCCAUACUGAACAUUAUACAGGGUGAGUUGGACCCCACUCAGGUGCACAAGUCUCUUCAAAGGAUCCGGGAGAGGAAGCUGGUCCAGUUUAUUCCGUGGGGACCAGCCAGUAUCCAGGUGGCACUGAGUCGCAAAUCACCUUACGUACCCACAGCCCACCGUGUCUCAGGCCUCAUGCUUGCCAACCACACCAACAUAUCAUCGCUCUUUGACAGAGCAUUGCAGCAGUACGACAAGUUAAGGAAGAGGGAGGCUUUCCUGGAGCAGUUCCGAAAGGAGGCCAUGUUCAAGGACAACCUAGAAGAGUUAGAUCACUCACGGGAGGUGGUGCAAGAACUGGUAGACGAGUACUUUGCCGCCACCAAGUCCGACUACUUGACUUGGAGCAGCUCUUCAAUGAGAGCACAAGGAGACACUGGAGAAUAAGCACAGCUAACAAGAAAAUAUUUAUCAUAUGGUCUAUUAAAUGUGUGAUUUAUCACUGGAUUUUAAAAGUAUUAUUAGUUAAUAUUUUCAUUUAUAUUUUUAUAUAAACUUUAGCUUUUUUACUUUCUAAUUUAUUAAUGUUAAUAUAAGACAUUAGUAUAUUAGUAUAGUCGAUAAGAUGCAAGAAUCUCUCUUGAAACUAAUGUUAUGUAUAGAUUUUGUAUAUUACAUUAAUCUGUAUUGUUUUGUUGUUUCAUUUGUUAUUAAAAUGUAUUAAUACUAAAAGUC
Molecule: messenger RNA, 1983 nt
Organism: Homalodisca vitripennis (glassy-winged sharpshooter)
Lineage: Eukaryota; Metazoa; Arthropoda; Insecta; Hemiptera; Cicadellidae
Product: tubulin gamma-2 chain
Exons: 11
Coding region: 316-1695 (459 amino acids)
Biological process (GO): microtubule nucleation; mitotic spindle organization; mitotic sister chromatid segregation
Cellular component (GO): nucleus; centrosome; cytoplasm
Molecular function (GO): structural constituent of cytoskeleton; GTP binding
Source: RefSeq, a predicted model, not a curated record